CCGAGUACAAGUUGGAGAUGCAGAUGCUCUUCUAGCAUUACCCGGAGGUGGGCUAUGUAGGUAUUUACCAAUAAUCGUUGGCUUAUUCCUUUGUUCUCCAUAUCACAAAAGGAGCGGCUCUUUGCUGAAAUGGGCGCUUCACGCACAGUCGUAAGGGCUGAAGAGGUGCAAAACCACAACAAGAAGGACGACAUUUGGAUUGUGGUAGAAGGGACGAUUUAUGAUAUCACCAGAUUUGCACCAGAGCACCCCGGCGGCGCUGAUAUCAUAUACGCGUAUGCCGGCCGAGAUGCCACACAAGCUUAUUCCGAGAUCCAUGAUUCAAGUCUGAUUAGAACCACCCUCAAGCCCGAGGAGGUCAUAGGAGAUUUGGACCCAACGACAAGUUUCCCGGAAGAACCAACGAGUUCUGGGGCAAGCUUGGCUCCCAAACCAGGAGAGAAGCCGCCAUUGGAGACACUGCUCAAUUUGAAUGAUUUCGAGGAAGCCGCCCAACAUUCGAUCUCGAAGAAGAACUGGGCAUUCAUCGCCGGGGCAUCAAACGACAACAUCACCCGAGAUGCCAACAAGGAUUUCUACCAGAAGAUCUGGUUCAAGCCUCGCAUUCUGAGAAAUGUAGCCAAGGUGUCGACCAAAGGCACCAUGAUGGGCCUGAACGUUGAGUUGCCGGUUUGGGUCUCGCCAACGGGUAUCGGCAAGGCUGGUGGUCCCGAAGGUGAGAUAGCGGUGAGUAAAGGCUGUGCCGAGGCUGGAAUCAUUCAAAUGAUAUCAACCAACGCGUCCUUCCCACUACUCGAUAUCCUCGCAGCAGCACCAGACUACCCCUUCUUCUUCCAGCUUUACAUCAACAAGGACAGGAGGAAGACCGAGGAGCUGCUGAAAGUCGUCAACAGCAAGCCACAAAUCAAGGCCCUUUUCGUAACGGUCGAUCUUCCAGUCGUGUCGAAGCGCGAAGCCGACGAACGGGUGAAGAACGACACAUUCAUGGCGAGCGGUCUGAGCGGCACUCAUUCGGCUGAGGAUAAAAAGGGGUCUGGCUUGGCUCGGAGUGUGGGCUCCUUUAUUGAUCCUAGCUUCUGCUGGGAUGAUCUUGAGUGGUUACGACGACACACGAGACUGCCCAUUGUGCUGAAGGGGAUCCAGUCCGCUGCAGAUGCCCGGAUAGCAAUGCACAUGGGCUGUCAGGGGAUAGUGGUCAGCAACCACGGCGGGCGUGCGUUAGAUGGUGCACCUGCUGCUAUAGUCGUCCUUUUGGAACUGCAUAAGCAGUGUCCGGAAGUUUUCGAUCACAUGGAAAUCUUCAUCGACGGAGGCGUAAGGCGAGGCUCGGAUAUCCUGAAGGCCCUAUGUCUCGGCGCAAGUGGGGUUGGGCUUGGUCGCCCAUUCCUUUAUGCGCUCAACUAUGGUAAGGCUGGCGUGGAUCAAUUGAUUAAUAUUCUGAAAGACGAAGUGGUCACGGCAAUGCAAUUGGCUGGUCUGAAGAGUUUGGAGGAAGCGGACCCGGCGAUGUUGAACACUGCUGAACUCGAUCUGCUUAUCUCCCAGGGCUCUAGCCAUCCCUAUGCGCGAAAGCACAGUGGCAAACGGCGGCAAUUUCACCUUUGAAGACGUAUGGAAGGCUUCGAUCAAGAAAGUCUCAGCACUCCUAUAUUUUGAAGCUAGAUCGUAACCUGAUGGCAAGAAACCCCUCUUCCGACGUUGUCAUGCAAAUUCCCAGCCAAGGUCAUGCUUGUAAAUGUCCUUCUUGGUGAU
Molecule: messenger RNA, 1752 nt
Organism: Exophiala viscosa
Lineage: Eukaryota; Fungi; Ascomycota; Eurotiomycetes; Chaetothyriales; Herpotrichiellaceae
Product: L-lactate dehydrogenase
Exons: 4
Coding region: 130-1605 (491 amino acids)
Molecular function (GO): oxidoreductase activity
Source: RefSeq, a predicted model, not a curated record